Hemiscyllium ocellatum (epaulette shark) is the source of this 5312-nucleotide messenger RNA. It is a transcript of the gene tfcp2l1, whose product is annotated as transcription factor CP2-like 1. The record is from RefSeq and is a predicted model, not a curated record. Gene Ontology annotation, molecular function: DNA-binding transcription activator activity, RNA polymerase II-specific; RNA polymerase II cis-regulatory region sequence-specific DNA binding. Gene Ontology annotation, cellular component: nucleus. Gene Ontology annotation, biological process: regulation of transcription by RNA polymerase II. The transcript is spliced from 15 exons. Bases 244 to 1785 code for a protein of 513 amino acids. NCBI's taxonomy places the organism in Eukaryota, Metazoa, Chordata, Chondrichthyes, Orectolobiformes, Hemiscylliidae.
CAUUGUAUCCAGGCCGCUGCUGGCGAUGUAACGAGUUGGUAAACAGGCGCUUGUGUCAAAUCGCUAUUACGUAACCGAAAUGCAAUGUGGAAAAUGUGAGAAGGGGGUGGUGAGACAUCCUGAAAUACGGCAAGGUGUGCCGUGGCUGCGAGGGGCAGUCCCUCCGACAGUGUGUCACGACCUUGACGAAUCCCGGGGCUGAUAUAACAGGCGGUGGGAGACCGUGCUGAGCUAGAUCCGCGGAUGCAAUCACAGGGAAGUGCUCACCUCUGCUCCCCGAGACAUCCCCCUCCGUCCUACCGGGAGACCAGCUUCAACCGCACGAUGCUGUUUUGGCACUCACAGCCCGAACAUUUCCCCCACCACCACCACCAUCAUCACCAGGAGCAGCAACAACCGGGAAACAGUUACCUCCGCGAUGUUCUAUCACUUCCAGUUUUUAAACACGAGGAAUCAAAUCUGUCUCCAGGAAAUGAUGCUAAAGUACUCCCAUUCCAGUACGUGCUCUGUGCAGCCACAUCUCCUGCUGUCAAGCUCCAUGAAGAAACACUGACUUACCUCAACCAAGGUCAGUCUUACGAAAUUCGUAUGUUUGACAACAGAAAACCUGGAGAUUGCCAGGAAGUAGUUGACAAGUAUAUAAAGAGCAUUGUCCGUGUGGUUUUCCAUGAUCGCCGCUUGCAGUAUAUGGAGCACCAGCAGCUGGAGGGCUGGAAAUGGAGUCGCCCAGGAGACCGGAUUCUAGACAUGGACAUACCUCUGUCAGUUGGUGUUGUGGAUCCUCGAGCAAAUCCGACACAACUAAACUCCAUUGAGUUUCUUUGGCACCCUGCCAAAAGGACUUCUGUAUUUGUUCAGGUCCACUGUAUCAGUACAGAGUUCACUCCCAGGAAGCAUGGUGGAGAGAAAGGCGUUCCAUUCCGCAUCCAGAUUGACACGUUUAAACAAAACGAGAAUGGGGACUAUACAGAACACUUGCAUUCUGCAAGUUGCCAGGUCAAAGUGUUCAAGCCAAAGGGAGCAGAUCGAAAACAGAAAACCGACCGGGAAAAGAUAGAAAAACGAACACCGAAAGAAAGAGAAAAGUACCAACAUUCAUACGACACAACAAUUCUCACUGAGUGCUCUCCAUGGCCUGAUGCCUCAUACGUUAGUAGCACUCCCUCCAUAGGUUACCACAGCUUGCCUGUCAGCUUUAGUGUCAGUGAAGGAAAUUGGACAACAACAAGCCCAGAGGAGCCACUGUCUCUGAGCAUUGAUUACCUGUUGCCCACAGCCACAAGCCAGGAGGCACAGCAGUGGCUGCACAGAAACCGCUUCUCAGCAUUCUGCCAACUGUUUUUCAGUUUUUCAGGUGCAGACUUGUUGAAAAUGUCUAAAGAAGAUUUGAUCCAGCUUUGUGGUCCUGCAGAUGGAAUCAGACUUUUUAAUGCAAUUAAAGGAAGAAAUGUGUAUCCAAAACUGACCAUCUAUAUGUGUCAGGAGCCUGAAAAUAAUCAGGAUGAUCAUCAACAGAAACAAGACAUAAUUUCAAGAGUUAGCCCUUCAAGCGUAUACCAUGCAAUCUUUUUGGAAGAGCUGACAGCGAUAGAAUUAACUGAGAAAAUAGCAAAUCUGUACAGCAUUUCUCCGCAGCAGAUUAACCAGAUCUACAGACAGGGACCCUGUGGGAUCCACGUGCUUGUCAGUGAUGAGAUGGUUAAGAAUUUCGGUGAUGAGACUUGCUUUAUCAUCUGCACCUUGAAAGCUGAGAGAAAUGAUGGAUACAACAUCAUCUUAAAAUGACAAAAGUUGCACCUGAUUCCCCGACAUCAGGAGGAAGAUUGAGUGCUUUCAUAUUAUUUGAUUGUUGUCAUCAUUGUCGAACAUGGGCAACAAUCUGAUCAUCAGGCAAAAGAUGAAUUGCCCACAAUUGAAAUUGAAUUUUUCUAAUGUCUUUGAGGGGAAAAAAAGAUUUUUUUUCUUUAUCAGAGUGGCUAUUAUAUUUGGGGAAAGAAAGCAAGAAGGCAAUGAUAGAAUCCUUUUGUUUUUAGCAUUAUUUUACCAAGUUCCCCGAUAAGAGGUGCUAUGCUGUAUACAAGGUAACAUGACAAAAUAUUUUGCUUAAUUCUGCACUUGAUAUGGUGGACAAUUUUUCUUUUGAUUCAUGGCUAUUUUCUAGUAAGUGGAGUGACUAAAAACCAUGUUUUCCUCCUCUCAUUUGUUUUGUAUUUAGUCAUGAUGAAUGCUAGUUGCAGUUUUCAGGCAGAAUAAAAAUGGACAAAAAUCAUUCCAAAAACAAAUAGCUAAAUUUUAUAAGGCUUCCCAUGUCAGUGAAAUGAAAUUUGGCUUAUCAGUGACUUUGAUAACAAAACGGUUUGUUUGCAUUUGUAGUUUUAUUUGAAAAGGAUUGUAAUUGUAAAGAAGUGGAAUUAACUUGUCAUACUCAUUUUCCUGCUCCUCGGAUGCUGCCUGGCCUGUUGUGUUUUCCAGCACCACAUUUUUCAACUCUGGUCUCCAGCAUCUGCAGUCCUCACUUUCUCCUAUACUCAUGAUCCCUAUCUAACUCUUGGAAAUGCUUAUGCUCCAUAAAGUCCAGACUUUGUCUUGAUUUUAAGGACCCCAGCUAAAGUUUGAGUUAUCCAAAGUUUUCUUACACAGGCCACAGCUAUCUAUUCAAACCUAUCCUCAUGAGAUAUUUAUGAAUAUGCUGUGACUCUUAACUUUAGAGGCCUGUGCCCUUAAGUAUUUUCUAAUAUGAAGCUAUGAUCGCAGUCAAGUACUGACAAUCUAUUUCCUUUACAUGGUGCUGCAGUGGGGAAUGAGGUAAAGAGAGUAGAGAGAUAGCCAGGCAACUAACCGUAAUGUAUAUUAGUUGGCAGGUAAGAUGAAGAAUAUAUUAUUUUGUUUUUAUUAAUCAGACUAAUCCAUGUUCAAGAGCAUCCUUAGGUUUUAUUGGAUAAAAGAAAUUAUGAAAGAAAAGGAGUGAAAAGACAUGGAUCAGAUUUUAAGGUUGGGGGAAAAGAAGUGAUAACUCAAAGGCUGAAGAGAUAUGAUUGUAUAUUUUUAGUUGUUCAUGGGAAUGGGCUUUGCUCUUUCCUACUUGUCCUUAAGAAAUUGGUGUGCCAUCUUGAACUGUUACAGUCCUUAUGGUGGAUCUGCACUCUGUGCGAUAAGAGGAGGAGCAGCAAAUUAAAUAAACCUGCUUUUUGCACCCUGGCCAUUUUUUUGUUGUUGUAUGUUUGAAGCUCGUUCACAUUGGAUUUGGACAAACUGAUGCAUAAAAUUAUUCAUUAUCCAAAGACAACCUUUUCUCUCAGACAAGGGCAUGAAUGACUACCCAGAGCUUGCUGUAUGUCACAGGCACUCUCUCUCAAUGAGGAUUUUCUAUUAACUGUGUGUUUUUAAUUGAAGGUUAUUUGCAAAGUGAUUGGUUCCAAAUUGUUGAUGUUUACAUGACAGUUGCUCAAUUGCUAAGUCACCCAGGGUAGAUAAUUGUUUUUGCAUUUUAAUCAAAGUAAGUAGUUCUUUUACAAAUUGCAACAUAUGAAGCCCAUUUUCAUUUUGCUGGACAUCCUGCUGCAGUUGUUAAGAUAUAUUAAACCAAGUUGAAUGACUUCCAUUUAAACAUUGCCAUGUCUGGAGGGAUUUCCACCCACUCCAGCUCUUCCAUUGACUCUCUGUCAUGUAGCAUCUGAAGUGAUAGGCCAGCAAUAAGUGAUUUGCUAGCAGGCCUAGUCCUAGCUUAUGGUGGGUGGGUAAGACUGUUCUAAUACUUUGGCUGCAUCGAGCAACUUGAGGUGUGGAAAACUAGAACCUUUGUACUGAAUGAGUUUAGUGCAGUGAUGCUUCAGGCAAAUUUCCAGCUUUGUUGUCUCUUAAUAUGUUUUUUCAAAUAGAAAAUGUAGCAAAUCAUGUGCUGAUCUGGCAGCUCUGAGAGAGAAACUGACUUAACAGUUUACGACAGUGGAUGGGACAAGGUGUGUGAUACAGUAGAAGACAGGAGAGAAUAAGUGAUGGAAGAAUUAGAAUUACAGGGCCAGAGGGAAUGCUGCUGAGGCACAGAACAGAACAAAAGAUGUUAGUGAGUUUUGAGAUGUAGCUCAGGUUGAGGUUUUGGAUGUAGGUUUGCUCGCUGAGCCGGAAGGUUCAUUUCUAGACGUUUCGUCACCCUACUAGGUAACAUCUUCAGUGGGCCUCAGGUGAAGCACUGCUGAAAAUUCCUGCUUUCUAUUUAUGUUUGGGUUUCUUCUGGAACUAUCAACAAACACAUCGAGUUAGACCCCAUGUACUACCCCUUGAGAAAAGGAACAGGAAAUGACUUCACCACAGGAAAUAACAUCACAGGAAAUGACAUUGUUAACCCAAAGAAACACAAACAUAUAAAUAGAAAGCAGGAAUUUUCAACAGCACUUAGCCUGAACCCCACUGAAGAUGUUACCUAAUAGGGUGACGAAACGUCUGGAAAUGAACCUUCCAGCUCAGCAAGCAUAGCUACAUCCAGAACAAAAGAUGUCCCUAGAGCAGGUGUGCUGCUGCCUAAAGCAAAAACUAGAAGAAAAAAAUUGAACUCGUGGUAGAUAAGAAAAAUGGGGGCAAAGAGCAUAUUUUGAAAUUGUUAAAUUCCAGUAUUGAGUCUGGAAAGUUGUGAAGUGCUUAAAUAGAUGACACACAAUUAUUGCGUCAUAAACUUCUGUCUUGGGGCUCUUAUGGUACAGUGAUAGUUUCUUUCUCUCUAGGCUAGGAGACCCGGGACCAAGUCCCACCUGCUGCACUGCUAAAAAGGUUGUUAAGGAUAUGUCUGAACUUUUGUCUUUGUCCUUAUCCCACCAACCAAUUAAGCAUCCAUCUCUUCCCAGUUAUGAUGAAAUGGCAUUGAUUUGAAACAUUUCCUGUUUUUUAUUCAGAUUUCCAGCAUCUCCAGUAUUGUGCAUUUUGUUUAGUUUUUUUUAGUUGAUUAUGUGCUUUCUAGAAAGUCUGAAGUACUAUUUUACAAACCUUGGAAAUGUUUUUGUACUCCUGCCAAUUAAGUGUAGCAAAUGUAUAUUGUCUUAGUGUUGGGCAAAUUUAGCACAUCUAAUUCAUUUUCAACUGGCUCUCUGGGUUUUCUCUUACACUUUUGUUGCAGUCAGUGGGCGAAUAUAUAAACUCGGCAGGAUUGUGGAGAUAACGCGGGGGUGGUUGGUUGGAAAAUGUUGAAUGUUGUUACUUUUUUUAAUGUAGAAGCAUGUUUUGCACUGGCCUCUGUACAAUUCAGCUCAGAAGUGGAAUAUAUUCUGUACCUGAAGGCCUGUACACUAGCCAAUUGAAUAAAUCUACCUUUUAUAACAACA